CGGCAUACAAGCCAAUCGUAUUCGUUUUCAACACCAACCGGUUAUAGCUGCACCUCUUUAGCACACUAUGUUACAGGUCUCAUGUUGAUCAGGUUCAGCUCGCAGGUCCAUUGACAAAGGUAGGACAACUACAUAUAGAAGAAGCUGCUCCCAUAUACUAGUAUUGUCGCAACGCAAUACGAGUCCAAAGCCCCCAAACCCGUCGCCUGCUCAUCACAAGCGGCCGCAGUUGACCACUGAUCUGUUGCGCCGACCGCUACUUGACCUGAUCUUGCACGACUACUACUAUUGCGACCAUCUGCGCGACUUUAUCUACAAGCCUGGACCAUCACCACGCACUAUUAUCUGUCCAACGACAACGACAUGGGCAAACUCAGAUCUCCCGCAUCCCCUCCUACACGAGCCACCGAAACACCCACCACCACCUUCCCACGCAUGGACCCUCCUCCUCCCUACGAAGCGUCCGCAUCUUCCCGCUCCACUUCCGCGCAUAGCCAUGACCGACUCCAGGCACAUCCGCGCGAGGGCUCGCCGCAAGAACAACAUCAACAACAGCCCUCUCCAGCGCAACCAGAAGCACAAUCAGAUUCGCUAGAGAUGCAAGGCCCCGCAACGCAGCAAAAAGGCCAGAAAAAGGCGGCAGAUGGAUGUCUUACAUUCGGCGAGGGUGCGUCGGGAUGUAUGACUUAUGGGGACCAUGCCGAUGGUAAGAGAUACCAUUUCCAGACCACUGACGUUGGGGAGAGAAACGGCCAGCCGUGAGAGUCGAGAUGGAGAUUGAGUUCAAAUGUAUAUGUGUGAGAACAUGCGCUGACAUGGUGAAUUCAAUAAAGGCUGUCUGAAUUACGGAGAUUAUACCGAUGGAUGGUACGUCUCCCUUGCCGGCUCCAGUUUUCCUUUCCUUAACGUUUCUGUUGAUGGCUUGGUGGAAGAGAGAAUACUGCCCGAGCCCAACGGCGGUUCUUUCCUGCCCCACGGCUGUGUUCGCCGAUACUAUGACAAAAAGCCCGUCGGCAGCAGAGAAGGCACAUUUACUAACCGCAUCCUUUAACAGUUGCAACUACAAAUCGCGAGACGGAUGUAUGCUAUGGGAAGCCACGGGCGGCGGGUGCCUUAACUUCAAGACGAGCAAGACGGGAUGUUGUCAAUUUGGCGAGAAAUGAGUCUAUGAAGUUGAUCUAAGGUAGAGGAGUUUGUCUGCCAUGUUGGUGUGAGAUAUACCAUGCCGAUGGACCGAAGGAUUUGUCGUCUUACGUUGUGAUACCAAUUUGUUGCUGCUAAUAUGUCGAAGUCCUUCUGUUGCUCGCCUUUAGUGGCAAGACUUUCAAAGUUUUCGUGAGUAGGAGGAUGCGUCUUACAGCUAGUAGAAAAGAGUUGCGCUCGCAGCAUUCAGAGGUCUGUCGAAAGCAGCCUUCUAUCGUGCCACAGUGCCUCUUCAUACAUCCGUUACUUCACCAAC
Exophiala xenobiotica is the source of this 1459-nucleotide messenger RNA. RefSeq lists its product as hypothetical. Lineage: Eukaryota; Fungi; Ascomycota; Eurotiomycetes; Chaetothyriales; Herpotrichiellaceae. Bases 364 to 762 code for a protein of 132 amino acids. The transcript has 2 exons. The record is from RefSeq and is a predicted model, not a curated record.